GGGCCCUGGCGGAAAGGGACCUUCUGGCCUUGACCUAGCCGGAAGUGACGAUUUUCUCCUCCCGGACUCGCAUUCGUGGAGCCACGGGCAGCCCUCAGCCGCAGAGCAUGCCGGGUAGCGCCGCGUUCCGGCCCAUGCGCAGCGCAGCGCAUGCUGGGAAGCGCCUCGCCGCCGCGGUGCAUGCCGGGCAAAGAUGGAUGCCUACGGGCUCUUCCGGAAGCUGGGGGCUGGCGCCAGGUUCGAUCUGAAGCGCUUCAGCCAGGACGCCCAGCGCUUCAAGGUGGUAAAAGUGAGAGACACUGAAUUUGACCCUCCAGAAAGUCUUGACUUUUUUGGAAGCAAAGAUACAAAGCUUCCAAGUAUUUCUGAAAAUGGCCUGGGAACAAAUGGCUCCAAGAAAUCCAAAGCUAAAAUACAGCGACGUGAAUCGCACAUGGAUGAGAAAGUAGAUGACUCCGAAGAGAGGCUUAAUGCAGGGACUGCAAGGAAGAGAAAACAAGACACAGGGAAUUUUGAAGGGAAGAAAAGGAAGAGAAAGACCCAAGAACCUGUGGCAUUCCAUUCUGAUGUGGAAAAUGAUGGGAUAUUGUGGAUGUCCUCUUUGGAAACAAAGAUUAAAGAUACAAGAGAAAGGGGGGAAAAGAAACCCACUGCAGAGAAACUGGAACAACUCAGACAGCAAAAGAUAAACCAUUUCAGAAAUAAACACAAGAUUAGUAUCCAAGGAACAGAUCUCCCUGAACCAAUUGCCACAUUUGAGCAGCUUCAAGCAGAAUAUAAAAUCCAGCCUAAAAUAAUGCAGAAUAUUCAAGCUGCUGGCUUCCAGGUCCCUUCGCCAAUUCAGAUGCAAGCCAUUCCAGUCAUGCUUCAUGGUCGGGAACUUCUGGCUUCAGCUCCCACUGGAUCAGGAAAGACUUUGGCUUUUAGCAUUCCUAUUUUAGCACAUCUGAAACAACCUAUGAAUAAAGGAUUUAGGGCUCUGAUCAUAUCGCCUACCCGAGAACUUGCUAGUCAGACCCACCGAGAGCUAGUAAAGCUGUCUGAGGGGUCUGGAUUCAGAAUACAUAUGAUCCAUAAAGCAGCUGAAGCAAUCAAGAAGUUUGGGCCCAAAUCAUCGCAGAAAUUUGAUAUACUAGUGACUACUCCAAACAGACUCAUUUAUUUGCUGAAACAAGAUCCGCCAGGCAUAGACUUGACAAGAGUUGAAUGGUUGGUGGUUGAUGAGUCAGACAAACUAUUUGAAGAUGGGAAGUCGGGGUUCAGAGACCAGUUAGCCUCCAUCUUCCUGGCAUGCACGUCCCAUGUUGUCAAAAGAGCCUUGUUCAGCGCAACCUUUGCAUUCGAUGUAGAGCAAUGGUGCAAACUCAACCUGGACAAUGUCAUUUUGGUGUCUGUUGGAGCAAGAAACUCUGCAGCGGAGACAGUAGAUCAAGAGCUCUUGUUUGUUGGCUCAGAGACAGGAAAACUACUGGCAAUGAGAGACCUUGUUAAAAAGGGAUUCACUCCUCCUGUCCUUGUUUUUGUGCAGUCCAUUGAAAGGGCUAAAGAGCUCUUCCAUGAACUCAUUUAUGAAGGAAUAAAUGUGGAUGUGAUCCAUGCAGACAAAACACAGCAACAGAGAGAUAAUGUAGUACACAGUUUCAGAGCUGGGAAGAUUUGGGUGCUCAUCUGCACAGCCUUGCUAGCACGAGGGAUUGACUUCAAAGGAGUGAAUAUGGUCAUUAACUAUGACUUCCCAACCAGUGCCGUGGAAUACAUCCACAGGAUAGGUCGUACUGGAAGAGCAGGACACACAGGAAAAGCAGUUACUUUUUUUACUGAAGAUGAUAAACCUUUAUUACGAAGUGUAGCCAACAUUAUCCAGCAGGCUGGCUGUCCCGUGCCAGACUAUAUAAAAACCUUCCACAAACUGCAAAGCAAACAAAAGAAGAAGCUGGUUAAGAAACCAUUGGAAAGGGAGCACAUUCGUACCACUCCUCAGUAUUUAUUAGAAAAAGCCAAGAAAAAAAAGAAAAUUAUCCAGAAAAAUAUUAAGGAAAAGAAACCCAAGGAGGUAAAAAAAUGACUCUCAAUUACAGACUGGUCCAGAAAGUUGACUACAUUGUAUAAAUGAUCCUGCCAGCUGACAAACUGAGUUUGAAACUACCACCUAUCCGAAUCUUAGACAUGGAAAAUGUAGGAUGGCAGCAGAGGAUUGGGGAAAGAGACUGUGAUCACUCACUGCCAACAUUUCUUUCCUUUUUUAUAUAUAUUUAGUGUUAACACAAGAAAAUUCUUAAUGGAACACUGGUGGAGGAAGUCCAUCAGAGUACUUCUUUAUAGAAGUGCAAGAGCAUGCUCCUGUAAUGAAAUACCCCAAGCAUCUGAGCAAUCACUCACAAAUAACAUCUUCUUGGGUUACAAGUGUUUGUGGUUCAUUAUCGUUUCUUGAGAACACUGUUUGUUCUAGACUGAGGUUACCCUUUGAAUAUUUUCUGAAGUUAUGGCUAAGGGGGUCAGAUAUGUAAGAUCAGAGCACAUAAGCUUUAUUAUUGUGCUGGGUAAAGAUAGCUGUUGAAGAUUUCCUUAAGCACAUUGCUUCUGUUAAUUUCAUGUACAGGAUAGAUUUUAAAGACCCAGUCUUACAACUAUAUUUAUUCUAUAUAAAUCAAUUUGAAAUAAGAAAGGGACAGGGAAGCAUAUUAAACAAUUGUAAAAACACCACUGAAGCUUUAUUGUAGGGGUAAUCUUAAACCACAAAAUCGAAUAAACAAGAUCUUCAGAAGGAGAGUUCUAAGACAAAGAUUCCUCAGUCUGUUCAUGUAUCUUUGCAGAAUAUAUAUACAGACAUUGUUCCGUUGAUUUGUUGCAUAAGAAAAGGAACACACCCCACACUUUACUCUGCUCUCUUCAGUUGUUAAACUCACUUUGUUCAUACACUGUUUCCUUACCACAUCGUUCUAAUAGUGUGGUAGUGGCUGCUUCUUCACAAGGAAAAUCCUUUCACGGGUGACUGUCCUUGUUGGAUAGCUCUGCUGCAAUACACUCUCACUAAGAGUUCCACCUCCUCAAGGCUUUGUCACCGCUAAUCCAUUUUGUAAAUGGAUCCCAGCCAUGCAUAAAUUAUCUACUGUAGGCUACUGCUCAUCUGUUCUGUUGAAGUCUGUAGCCAUUUUCUAAGAUACAAGUUUUGUAAAGUAAGACAAAAUAAAAACUGAUCAACAGUCA
Dermochelys coriacea (leatherback sea turtle) is the source of this 3207-nucleotide messenger RNA. RefSeq names its product DExD-box helicase 52 (gene DDX52). Gene Ontology annotation, molecular function: ATP binding; RNA helicase activity; nucleic acid binding. The coding region runs from base 194 to 2065 and encodes 623 amino acids. Lineage: Eukaryota; Metazoa; Chordata; Testudines; Dermochelyidae. Gene Ontology annotation, cellular component: 90S preribosome. The transcript is spliced from 15 exons. Gene Ontology annotation, biological process: maturation of SSU-rRNA. The record is from RefSeq and is a predicted model, not a curated record.